Psylliodes chrysocephalus is the source of this 3114-nucleotide messenger RNA. The record is from the annotation of a GenBank genome assembly. Lineage: Eukaryota; Metazoa; Arthropoda; Insecta; Coleoptera; Chrysomelidae.
CAUAAACACAAAUGUUAAAUAUUGAAAAAGAAGAAGAAAGUGGUUAGUGUAUAUUGUUCUGUGCUGUUGCUGUUAAUAUAUUAAUGAUUAAUGAAAAUGAUGUGAUCAUAAUUUUUAAAUACACAAAAACUCUUCUAAUUGUACCAUAAAUAAAAGACAUGUCUUCGGAUUCCGGUUCAGAUAAUGAGACGGACCAUAGUAUUAGUCCAAAUAGAGGACCUGCUCCUACACCUGGCCAUGGCUUGGAUAGAUCUCCCUCAAAUUCUCCAGCUUAUAAUAACAAAUCUAGAGAUGUAAGUCAAUCAAGAGACUCUAGAAGUAGGUCUAGAUCAGGAUCUCCUACUUCUCGUGCAAGGGAUACACCAAAGUCUCAUAGGUCUGGAUCUGGAGAUUCUAGAAGAUCUGGUUCUCCAACCUCUAGAAGAUCAGGUUCCCAAACAUCUAGAAGAUCAGGAUCUCACGUUUCUAGAAGGUCAGGCUCCCACAUUUCAAGAAGGUCAGGCUCUCAUGUUUCUAGAAGGUCAGAAUCACAAGCUUCUAAGAGGCAUGGAUCAGGUUCACAUGGAUCUGGAUCACCAGCUUCUAAUAAAUCAAUAUCAGAUAGGUCACGAUCAGCUUCCACUGGUUCUAAAAGAUCUGGAUCUGUUGCAUCAAAACGAUCAGAAUCUGCUGCAUCAAAAAGAUCAGGAUCUGCUACAUCAAAAAGAUCAGGAUCUGUAGCAUCUAAAAUAUCAGAAUCUGCUGCAUCAAAGAGAUCAGAAUCGGCUGCAUCAAAGAGAUCAGGAUCUGCUGCAUCAAAGAGAUCAGGAUCUGCUGCAUCAAAAAGGUCAGGAUCUGUUGCAUCUAAAAGAUCAGACUCUUCUGGUUCUAAUAAAUCAGCUGGUUCAGGAAAAUCUAGAUCUAGGUCAGGAUCAGCAGCCUCUCACCGUUCAGGAUCAGCAGCUUCUCACCAUUCUGGAUCAGCAGCAUCAAAAAGAUCAGGAUCUGGUGAUUCUAAAAGAGGUGCUUCAGCGGCAUCAAAUAAAUCAAGAUCAGCUUCAAAUGCUUCUAACAAAUCAGGGUCCAAUACUUCAAAAAGAUCCAGGUCUGGUUCAAACAUUUCUGGAAGAUCUAGAUCUGGUUCAAAUGCUUCCAAGAGGUCACGAUCAGGUUCUAAUGCAUCUAAAAGAUCAAGAUCUGUUUCUAAUGCAUCUAAGAGAUCAAGAUCUGGUUCUAAUGCAUCCAAGAGAUCAAGGUCUGGUUCUAAUACAUCCAAGAGAUCCAGAUCUGGAUCUAAUGUAUCCAAGAGAUCCGGUUCCAUUACUUCCAAUAGAUCUAGAUCUGGAUCGAAUGCUUCUAAAAGGUCGGGAUCUGGUGAUUCUAGGAGAUCAAGAUCAGGUUCUGCAGCAUCUAGAAGAUCACGAUCAGGUUCUAGAAGAUCAAAAUCUGGGUCACCAUCUUCUAGACGUGCUAGUAAAUCUCGAUCUAGAUCUAGGACUAGGGUGGAAGUUCGCAGUGGGUCUAAUAGUCCUAAUUUGCAAAUUGAUGAAGAAAAUCAAACUGGAGAAAAGAGACAAAGGGACAGCUCAGAAGAACCAGUUAGUACAAAAAAAAGAAAAGCUAUUGUUUCAGAUAGUGAAGAUGACGAAGGUGGAGGAGAAAAAGAAAAAGUGGAUGCUAUUGAUAUUUUUGGUGAUGCUGAUGAUAUUAGUAGUGAAGAAGAAAAAGAUAAAGCUGAUUCAGAUAGGGGUGGGCGUAGAUCUCGCUCUGAUGAUGAAAGGCGCUCUAGAUCUAGGUCAAGGUCACGAUCCAGGUCAAGGUCUGGAGAUGAAAGAGAACAGAGACCAGCAAUUGCAGAUGAUGAAGAUAAAGAAAAUGAACCAGAACCAAUACCAGAGACUAGAAUUGAUGUAGAGGUUCCAAAAAUAAGCUGUGAUUUGGGAAAAGAUAUUCAUUUUGUUAAAUUACCCAAUUUCUUAUCUGUAGAGACGAGGCCUUUUGAUCCUGAAACAUAUGAGGAUGAAAUAGAUGACGAGGAAACAUUAGAUGAGGAAGGAAGAGCAAGAUUAAAAUUAAAGGUAGAAAAUACAAUGAGGUGGCGAGAAGUUGUGGAUGAUGAUGGAAAUGUGAAAAAAGAAUCAAAUGCAAGAAUGGUUAAAUGGUCAGAUGGUUCAUACAGUUUACACUUAGGAUCUGAAAUUUUUGAUGUGUAUAAACAGCCUCUUCAGGGUGACCAUAACCACUUGUUCAUUCGUCAAGGUACAGGUCUUCAGGGUCAAGCAGUAUUUCGUACAAAGUUGAGUUUUAGACCUCACUCUACUGAGAGUUUCACUCACAGAAAGAUGACGCUGUCUUUAGCCGACAGAUCUACGAAAACCACUGGUAUUAAAAUUAUGUCUCAAGUUGGUGUUGAUCCCGAUUUGGACAAAGCUACAAGGAUAAAGAAAGAAGAAGAGAAAUUAAAACAGACACCUGUCAAACAAAAACCAACGAGAAAGAAAACCGAUAAUGCCGCUAGGUCACAUGCUAGUAGUUUUACGAGAGAAGAAGAGGGAAGUGAAGAUGAAGGUGCAAUUUCUUUGAAUGCCAUCAAAAGCAAAUAUAAGGGUGGUGGAAACGUAUCUAAAGGUGGAGCCAUUUAUUCAUCUGAUGAAGAAGGUUCAGAUAUUGAAAAUAGUCGUACAAAAAAGAAGGGUAAAUUAGGAAACGCUCUUAAAGAUUCUGAUGAUGACGAUGCAGAGGAAGAAGACGAAAAUAGUGAAAGUGAAUAGAAUGGAUUGUAAUUAUAAGAAGAAAAAAAACGUUUUAAAUUUAAGAAGUUUGAAAAUAAAUUAUUUUUAAUUUAAUGUAUUUCUACAUUUUUUAUAUACAUAAUUUGAGAGGUAGGUAAAUAGAGACGUUUUUAUUAUUAUUUUUUUUUUAUUCACACAUUCCUAUUCAACAAAAAUAUAAAAUAGUGCAAUACUUAAAUACAAAUAUAAUGGAAUAUGAGAGUAUCGGAGUUGUAUUAUAACAUAGUUACAAGUAUUAAUCUUCUCCAGCAGGCAUAGCAUCUUCUAAUCUUCUAAUAAAUUUGACCCUUAUUUCUGUAUUUUGGUCACCUUUUAGUUGAUCCUACAAAAAAAUCCAUUCUUA